GACAGCCGGGAGGAUCUCCUCGCGAGAGGUGAGAUUGAAGCUCCCUCCGCCAUCUUGGAGAUGGGAGUCAGGGGAUGGUUGUGGUCGUUCUGCUAAUGCAAACAACAAAACGGGCACAUCAGCCACCCCCCAAGUAAGGCUGUCAUCACUGUAAUUGUUGGCCAAACCUACAGAAGAAGCAAGGGUGUCAAAGCGGAGAGCAGCGACAUUGAUAACAGUUUCACCUGCCUGCUGGGGCGAAAGAAGUGAAACGACUGAGAACCGGAAGGAUGGUGCAGUCCUGUUCCGCCUACGGCUGCAAGAACCGAUAUGAUAAGGAUAAGCCCGUUUCUUUCCACAAGUUUCCUCUUACUCGACCCAGUCUUUGUAAAGAAUGGGAGGCAGCUGUCAGAAGAAAAAACUUUAAACCCACCAAGUAUAGCAGUAUUUGUUCGGAACACUUUACUCCAGAUUGCUUUAAGAGGGAGUGCAACAACAAGUUACUGAAAGAGAAUGCUGUACCCACAAUAUUUCUUUGUACUGAACCACAUGACAAGAAGGAAGAUCCGCUGGAGCCACAAGAACAGCUUCCCCCAUCUCCUUUAACACCUCCCAUUUCCCAGGUUGAUGCUGCUAUUGGAUUGCUGAUGCCUCCUCUUCAGACCCCUGAUAAUCUGUCAGUUUUCUGUGAUCACAACUAUACUGUGGAGGAUACAAUGCACCAGAGAAAAAGGAUUCAUCAGCUAGAACAGCAAGUUGAAAAACUCAGAAAGAAGCUCAAGACGACACAGCAGCGAUGCAGAAGACAAGAACGACAGCUUGAAAAAUUAAAGGAGGUUGUACACUUCCAGAAAGAGAAAGACGUAACAGAGAGAGGUUAUGUGAUUCUGCCAGAUAACUACUUUGAAAUAGUUGAAGUACCAGCGUAGAAAAAAAGAAAUUUGUAUCGGUUUUUAAUGGGGCAAUACCACAUACUCUCUUCUAGCAUAUAAAGGAGUUUCAUCUGAAAAAAUAACACUUGAUUACUUGUAUAAAAACAAUUCAGAAUAUUUUUAAAAAAAUAAAUUAGAUACAUACUGUAAAAUUGUUAAUGUUUUUGUUUGUAAUUUCAGGGUUUUUACAUUUUAACAAAAUAUUUUAAAACUUAUAAACUAACCUCAGAGCACCAGUGUAAGUUGGUUUCAAGACUGAGAGUUUUUGUUUUCUAAGUUGAGUAUUUAUAGAAAUAAUGUAAAAAUAAAAAGGAAAGAGAAUGAGAACAGUACAGUAAGGAUGAUUUAUGUUUAAAAUUUAAAAUUAGUUUAUUGAGAAAACUUAGUUAUAUUUUAAAUCAGAAGUAUGGAUUAGAUCAUAACUUCUCAGAAUAUAUAGAAUCUUAUUCACACAUUCUUAUUUGUAAAGUCAGAUUCAUUUUGCUUAACCACGUGUCAAAGAUAAUGUGGCAAGUCAGCCCUUUAAAAAAGGGUAUCUUCAGAGCAGAAACUAAUCAUUUCGUACCUAAUUAAUAUGGUUAAAUAACUAUAUCAUGAAUGGACUUUUAAAAGGUGGGCCCCUUUUUUUCCUCCCACUGUAACAAAGUGGGCAUUGUUAUCCAUGAAGUAAUAAAAGUGGGGGCCUCACCUGUGGUUUGCUUUUUUCUCUCAUUACCCCUGAGUUCCCCAACUGUAGUUAUUUUUACAUCUAAGCCUCUAACAAACAUGUUGUAUCAGUAGAGUUUGAUUUGUAUCAUAAUAUGGUAAUCCUGAACCUAAUUGAUGUUGGUCAAGGCUUCACAUAAAAAUUUAUUUCUUCACUUAAAAAAAUUUUUUUCGGCCUUCCUGAGGACAUUUUUACCCCUUGCUUUUGGAGAGAGAGAAGAAGGGCGGGAGAGAGACACCAUCGGUUGCCUCUGUAUGCCCAGCCCAGGGAUCUCACACGCUCAGCAUAGUGAUUGGACCCACAACCUCUCAGUUACCGGACGGCCGUCCAACAGACUGAGCCACGUUAGCCAGGGCAACUUCUUCACUUUUAACACAAAUUAGAUAUUAAAUCCCAUUUUAUUUAAAUGAGUGAUUUGUAUUCAGAAGCAGCCUAAUAUGUACUGUUUGUUUUCCUGAAUGUCGAGAUUUAAACACUGAGGUUUCUGUUCAAACUGUGAAUUGUAUUCUGACUUUGUGAUAAAUUUUACAUAUGUUUGAAAUGAAAUAUGUUCUGAGUAAACAAAUACUGCCAUAGUACUUACCUACUUAGAUUUAGAGUAACUAUUUCAACUGUAAUUAUUUUAUAUAUUGAAGUAUGCUAAGAUAGUUGAGUCACAAACCAUUUAAGGCAGUAUUAAAGGUAUGAAACAUU
Molecule: messenger RNA, 2310 nt
Organism: Artibeus jamaicensis (Jamaican fruit-eating bat)
Lineage: Eukaryota; Metazoa; Chordata; Mammalia; Chiroptera; Phyllostomidae
Gene: THAP1
Product: THAP domain containing 1
Exons: 3
Coding region: 270-908 (212 amino acids)
Molecular function (GO): sequence-specific DNA binding
Source: RefSeq, a predicted model, not a curated record